CCACAGCUCUCCAAUUCUCUCGUUGUCUCUUUAACGCCAAUAGAACAGCACCCUCCUACAUCGUUUUUUCCACUUCCCCAAGGCUCAUAACCAAGGAUGUCGGACUGGGGUCCAGUGUUUGUGGCUGUGGUGCUGUUUGUGCUGUUAACUCCGGGCCUGCUUUUCCAGGUGCCUGGGCACCGUCGGUGGGUGGAGUUUGGCAACUUUCGGACCGGCGGUGCAUCCAUACUGGUUCAUUCCCUCCUCUACUUUGCUCUCAUUUGCGUCUUUUUGCUGGCCGUCAAGCUUCACUUGUACGUUGGUUAAUUACUUCAUCCAUCCCCAACCCAAAAGAAAAUGGGUGCAUGCAUGCAUGCAUGCUUUUCUUGUUCACUUGUUACACGAAUAUCUCAGUGUUCUAGCUACGUGUUUGUUUUAAGUUACCGAUUAAUAAUAUUAAUGAGACUGGGCUCCUGCAUGAUUUCCAUGUUCUACAUGAUUUGAGUCCUCGAUCCCUCAUAUGCAAUAUCUACCUGUUUUCUGUAAUAUAAUUUAUUCUUAAAUGUUGCUUAAGAAGUAUAA
Molecule: messenger RNA, 561 nt
Organism: Juglans microcarpa x Juglans regia
Lineage: Eukaryota; Viridiplantae; Streptophyta; Magnoliopsida; Fagales; Juglandaceae
Exons: 1
Coding region: 97-306 (69 amino acids)
Source: RefSeq, a predicted model, not a curated record